ACCGGGAGCUAGGAGUGGUCCGGAACCCAAGGGUGGGAAGGGCGAGUCUGUCUGGCUUUUCUCCUCUCCGACUUCUUUUCCCUCCUCCUUCUCACUUGGGUGCUGGCGAGUGCUGUGAGCCAUGAAGGGAAGAGCGUGGACUCUGCAGCGGACAGCUCUCGCCUUCCUUUGCGCUUGGUGUGCGCUGAAUAGUGUAGGAGCCAAGAGGCAGUUUGUCAAUGAAUGGGCGGCAGAGAUCCCCGGGGGUCCGGAGGCAGCCUCAGCCAUCGCAGAGGAACUGGGCUAUGACCUCUUGGGUCAGAUUGGAUCACUUGAAAAUCACUAUCUGUUCAGACAUAAAACACACCCCCGAAGGUCCAGAAGGAGUGCCCUUCAUAUUACUAAGAGAUUAUCUGAUGAUGACCGGGUGAUCUGGGCCGAACAACAGUAUGAAAAAGAGAGAAGCAAACGUUCAGCUCCAGGAGACUCUGCACUGAACCUCUUCAAUGACCCCAUGUGGAAUCAGCAGUGGUACCUGCAAGACACUAGGAUGACUGCAGCCCUGCCCAAGCUGGAUCUCCAUGUGAUACCUGUUUGGCAAAAAGGCAUUACAGGCAAAGGAGUUGUGAUCACUGUCCUGGAUGACGGCCUGGAGUGGAACCAUACAGACAUUUAUGCCAAUUACGAUCCAGAAGCUAGCUAUGAUUUCAACGAUAAUGACCAUGAUCCAUUUCCCCGAUAUGAUCCCACAAAUGAGAACAAACACGGGACCAGAUGUGCAGGAGAGAUUGCCAUGCAAGCCAACAAUCACAAGUGUGGAGUGGGAGUGGCCUACAAUUCCAGAGUCGGAGGCAUAAGAAUGCUGGAUGGCAUUGUGACCGAUGCCAUCGAGGCCAGUUCCAUUGGAUUCAAUCCCGGCCAUGUGGAUAUUUACAGUGCUAGCUGGGGCCCUAAUGAUGAUGGGAAGACUGUGGAGGGACCUGGCCGACUAGCCCAGAAAGCUUUUGAGUAUGGUGUCAAACAGGGGAGACAAGGGAAGGGCUCCAUCUUCGUCUGGGCUUCGGGGAAUGGGGGCCGCCAGGGGGACAACUGUGACUGCGAUGGCUACACCGACAGCAUCUACACCAUCUCCAUCAGCAGCGCCUCCCAGCAAGGCCUGUCGCCCUGGUACGCUGAGAAGUGCUCCUCUACACUAGCCACGUCUUACAGCAGCGGGGACUACACUGACCAGCGCAUUACCAGCGCCGACCUGCACAAUGACUGCACUGAGACCCACACGGGCACCUCGGCCUCUGCACCUUUGGCUGCUGGCAUCUUCGCACUGGCCCUGGAAGCCAACCCAAAUCUCACCUGGCGAGACAUGCAGCACCUGGUUGUCUGGACCUCUGAGUAUGACCCACUGGCCAAUAACCCUGGAUGGAAAAAGAAUGGGGCAGGCUUGAUGGUGAACAGUCGGUUUGGUUUUGGCUUGCUGAAUGCCAAGGCUUUGGUGGACUUAGCGGACCCCAGGACCUGGAGCGGCGUGCCUGAGAAGAAGGAGUGUGUUGUAAAAGACAAUGACUUCGAGCCUAGGGCCCUGAAAGCUAGUGGAGAAGUUAUCAUUGAAAUUCCAACAAGAGCUUGUGAAGGACAAGAAAACGCUAUCAAGUCCCUGGAGCAUGUGCAGUUUGAAGCAACAAUUGAAUAUUCCCGUCGAGGAGACCUCCAUGUCACACUAACUUCUGCUGCUGGAACCAGCACUGUACUGCUGGCUGAGAGAGAGCGGGACACAUCCCCUAAUGGAUUUAAGAACUGGGAUUUCAUGUCUGUUCACACGUGGGGAGAGAAUCCUACAGGGACCUGGACUUUGCGAAUCGCAGACAUGUCUGGGAGAAUGCAGAAUGAAGGCAGAAUUGUCAACUGGAAGUUGAUCCUGCAUGGGACCUCGGCUCAACCUGAGCACAUGAAACAGCCCCGGGUGUACACAUCCUAUAACACGGUGCAGAACGACAGGAGAGGGGUGGAGAAGAUGGCAGAUGCCCGGGAGGAGCAGCCCACCCAGGAGAACCCUGAUGAGAAGACCCCGGUGGCCAACAGUCCCAGCAGCAUCAGUGUUGGCAAUCGAAGGGAUGAACUGGCAGAGGGAACCCCUUCCGAGGCCAUGCUGAGACUCCUGCAAAGCGCUUUUAGCAAAAACUUACCUCCAAAGCAAGCUCCGGGGGCAAAGCUCAGCAUCCCUUACGAGAAUUUCUACGAAGCCCUGGAAAAGCUCAACAAACCCUCGCGACUGAAAGACCCUGAGGACAGUCUGUAUAAUGACUAUGUGGAUGUUUUCUACAACACAAAACCUUACAAGCACAGGGAUGACCGGCUGCUCCAAGCUCUCGUGGACAUCCUGAGAGAGGACAACUGACUGUGGUUGGGUGGCCCCCAGUUGGAAAUAUUCAGGCACCUUCCUUCCCCAUAGAGUUUUUCCUUGUGUCCAAAGUG
Messenger RNA from Ochotona curzoniae (black-lipped pika), 2448 nucleotides. It is a transcript of the gene PCSK1, whose product is annotated as proprotein convertase subtilisin/kexin type 1. Lineage: Eukaryota; Metazoa; Chordata; Mammalia; Lagomorpha; Ochotonidae. The transcript has 14 exons. The record is from RefSeq and is a predicted model, not a curated record. Gene Ontology annotation, molecular function: serine-type endopeptidase activity. Bases 122 to 2371 code for a protein of 749 amino acids. Gene Ontology annotation, cellular component: Golgi membrane; trans-Golgi network. Gene Ontology annotation, biological process: protein processing.